This is a messenger RNA of Phycomyces blakesleeanus NRRL 1555(-), 1953 nucleotides long. Its product is annotated as C2H2-type zinc finger transcription factor. Lineage: Eukaryota; Fungi; Mucoromycota; Mucoromycetes; Mucorales; Phycomycetaceae. Bases 1 to 1953 code for a protein of 650 amino acids. The record is from RefSeq and is a predicted model, not a curated record. The transcript has 5 exons.
AUGCUACCUGAUAAUGCAACGACUGCUAUGAUGUCAACUCAUAGCCAGGCUACCGAAAGUACGUCGGAUCCGUUGAUUUCGAUGAUGAGCACAAUGAACAACCAGUUGAAAGGUCUGGCAAACCAGGUUUUGCUCAUGGCUGGUGAUAUCACUUUAUCCAACCAGACCAUGACUUGCCUCCAGGAGACUGUGACCAACAUCCUCGCUGGCCAGGCUGUCAUUCACGAUGUUGCUUCCAGAUGUAAUACUACAUCAAGCACUGAACUCGUUGGUGGUUUUUCAGCUUUGAUGGAAGAAGACAGUGUUUCUGGAAGGAGACACACAGAAAUAUCAGUCCUUAUUAGGGACUAUGUUAAGACACGAAACUUUACCAGCAUUGAUCCAAGAAAAAUUGCUGCGAAUGAUGCAAAACCAGAAUGGGUGCUGACAAGCUACUUCACAAGUAGCUAUAACCGUGGUCUUGCGUCGGCUAUGAGCGCAUACUUGCGGAGACAGCCCUGUUCUACUGGAAUACCUACACGGGUUCUUGAAGGUAUGGUAAAAAACCAUUUCACCAACCAAGUGCGUGAAUCUCGCAGACCGGCCGAAUCUGUAGAAAAGAAAAACACUGCCUCAAGAAGACGUCAGCGCGGUGUGGCAUUAAGUAAAAUCGUUCACUUUAGGUACUGCUGCAGCUAUUGUCAGCGCCCGUUGAUUGAUUCGACAAGAUUGCGUAACCAUUUAUCCAACAUUCAUAACAUUCAUGUUCCUUCCAUCUCCAGAGGGAAAAGGCGCUUCGAUACCCUGCCAAUUACCUAUGUCAACAAGUUUAGUUAUGGUCAAAAUCAAGACAUCAAUAAAGAAUAUGGUUGUCCUGCAUGCUUUUCCCACUUUCCCGAGAUCAAUUCACUGCAUUCACAUAUCCAGGAGGUACACAUGAAGCAAAAUAAUGAACAUGUUUCCGAUCAAAGUGAAGAAGACGGUAAUACAAACGCAACACUUGUAUCUAUUGCAACAUACAGUGGUAAAUCGAUUGAUUUUUCUGCAACACACAAUAUAUACGAGCAGCAUCUUCCAAAGCUGUCAAGAGAUUGUCUCAAAUUCCUGGAACCAAUAGUAACAGUUGACUUGCCAUCUAGCAAAUGUUUAAACAAAAAAAUGCGUGACGAGGUUACCAAUGAAAACCGAAAAAAGAGAGAAUUACAUACCCUCCAGUCUUUCACAAAUGUACAAGCACUCCUGCUGGCUACUUUAGAACAAUCUCUAGGUACAUUGCCGCGCUGGAUAUGGACGCAGACAAACGAAGAUAUCGCGAAUAUAAGCCAUGAAUAUCAACUUCUCCAGGCAUCCAAAUUCAUCCUUACCACAUUUGCAGACAACUGCACACAGAAAAAGCAGCAGAAAACCAACUCGGAACGAACAUACUGGAUUAGGCACAUAGUACAUAUUUUUCAAUCAUUUGCGAACCAAACUGGCUAUUUGCAGUUCAACUGGUGCGAAUCUCAGACCAAACAGCAUGCAUUGGCAGGAAUCAAUCUGAACAACUGGACAAAGCCCACAGCGCGAUUCUGUGAUGGUCUCGGAUUCGACUGGCUAGGCAAAGAAAGAUUGUCAAUGGAAGGAUCUAGCGGUCAACAUGAAGAAAAAAUCGAUCAUACUAUCAGCGAUACCGCCAAACAAAUAAUCAAUACUAUUUCAAUGCUGAAAGGAUUCACAAUGGCAAAUACGGAUGCAAGCUUUGAAACAUUGAGACAGAAACAAGCUAUGACUAGGAAUCUACCAACUAUCUCUACAAGGUGGUACGAACAGCGCGGAUUCCAAUCGAGUAUGAAGAGCGCGUACCUGCUAGUUGAAUUGAAAGAACAAGUUCGUGUACAUGAAACUCUUAACAAGGAACAAAGCAGCAUUAGUAUAGUUCAUCCCGAAGAAACUGUACGAAUCAAGCUGAGCAUCGGUUUAGACGACAGCGCAUAA